Messenger RNA from Aspergillus vadensis CBS 113365, 1277 nucleotides. RefSeq lists its product as uncharacterized. The record is from RefSeq and is a predicted model, not a curated record. Bases 269 to 1099 code for a protein of 276 amino acids. The transcript has a single exon. Lineage: Eukaryota; Fungi; Ascomycota; Eurotiomycetes; Eurotiales; Aspergillaceae.
CGCUCGUGCUCUUUCAAGACCUACAGUUAGUCUCGGGCGACAGGGGUCGGGAGAUUACCUGCCAAGGACCCCUAUUCCACUCCCUCCCCCGACACACAUAUUUUACAAAUAUUCUCAAUAUUCCCUGCCUCAUUGCUACUAGUCACCGGAAGUCCGUAAGAGCUGGACGGUACUAUUGAGCAAGGUCAACGUGUUUCUCCUGGUUCUAGCUUCGCUAUUCCAGUCUCUCAACGUCCGCUUUUGGCUCGGCCCGUCAAAUCCCUCAGCCAUGCCUUUUCUCCAACUAAAAUGGCUCAUAGUACUCGGAGCCUUGAUCACUUCCUCGCCUGCGGUCGAGUUUGACUUGGUGUUUCCUCGAAGCGAUGCCUCAUACUCACCAGCCGAGUCGUUCCCAUUCGUCUUUGCUGUGCAGAACACGGAAAGGGCAGAGCUUCUCAACCUCCAGUUAUCCUACUACAUUUACAAAAGCAAUGACGGGCUGAAUUUUGAUAACCAAUUAUCUAUGGUCCAUGAUUUCUCGUGGACAAAUUGGUCGGGCAGCGCAGACCCUUACUUCGUCUACGACUACUUCGACAACAGCUUUAACACAUCCGGUCGUUGGUUGGUUCAAUGGAAGCUGAGCUGGGAAAGCUGCAAUGUGGAAGCGCUGACCCACCGCCAUGAUAGUGAUGGAGUCUCUGAACACUACUACCAUUGGACGGCGGGCUUCUAUAUCAACAAUUCCAGUCUCAAGGAGGUGGACCUUGUCGCAGCUACCGCAAAUAAAAGCUGCCCCGGAAGCCCCAACGGAAUCGUCAUCAAUGUGACCGAUACAGUCAUGAGUUCUCCUUCGUGGCUCAACUGGGCACACCGGGACACAUGUGUCGUUACUGAAAACACAACUGCCAGUCCUACAACCUCUACCCCGGACCCAUGUCGCAUUGCGAUAGACGAGGAUACGGCCGAGAGCAUGGCUGCCGCUCAGCAACAGCGCUUCUGCUACCUUCCGGUUCCCCCUGAUAACUGUCCUAAAGAGGAGAAUGGGGCUACACAAUCGGCUAUACUCGGUGUAUGUGGAAUGCUAACUGUAAUUGGAGCUUUGGGCCUUGCCAUCUUGUAAAUAGAUAUUUUGCUGAUGUGUAGCUCGGGCCAACAUGGAUAAACUUUCUUCGUGCUUACGCCUAUCGUCUUUCAAAAGCACCAAGGAAUCGAUAGUCAGCAGCAUAUCUUUGGUGAAAAUUACAUGAUUCUCUUGAAACUCACCGCAACUAUUCAAUAACGAUAGAACAUAAAGGGUA